This is a messenger RNA of Malassezia restricta, 1482 nucleotides long. RefSeq names its product nitrosoguanidine resistance protein. NCBI's taxonomy places the organism in Eukaryota, Fungi, Basidiomycota, Malasseziomycetes, Malasseziales, Malasseziaceae. The record is from RefSeq and is a predicted model, not a curated record. Bases 1 to 1482 code for a protein of 493 amino acids. Gene Ontology annotation, cellular component: membrane. The transcript has a single exon.
AUGCACCCAGUCAAGGUCGUGGACCCACCAAAUAGCAACAUGGUUCUUCGGCAGGGAAAUGUGUCCCAGGAAGAAGUGCAAGAUAUGUCAUAUUUGGGCACAAAUGGGGGGGAAGACACAGGGAAUGAUCAAACUAACCCUGUUGAGGCGUCAUUACAUGAAAAAGAGGAAAAGCCCCAGGUUGGUAAGCCUCAGCCAUUCUCGCAUCAUAUUUGGGAUCCAGAAGUUAGACCUAUGCUCAUUGCGUAUUUAAAACCUGUAUUUAUGAUGACAUUGAUUGUGAUGGUGAUGGUCUGGCUAUUCUGCAGCAUUUACUGGGGGUCUAUGUAUGGGUACAACGAAAACUCGCCCCGAAUUGUUGGUGCUAUUGUAAACCGUGAUAAUGGUUUGAUUGGUCAAAGCAUUGCUCAAGCUUUCCUUGAUUUGAAUGGCAAUGAUAACGAGCUCCCCCAUUCGACAUGGGAGCUUCACGAUACAUCGGAAUUUCCUGAUCAUACUUCUUUGGUCAAUGCUGUACAGCCUAAAGAGAAGUUUUACAUCGCUUUGGAGAUCGUUGAGGGUGCUACGGAUAAACUGAUUCGUGCUCGAGGCGCAGGAGAUUCUUCCUACGAUCCAAGAGUGGUCAAUAUUAUCUUCGCCACGGCUAUGAAUCCUACGACUGUUCCCAGGUAUAUUACAGGUCCAGCGCAAAAAACUUUUGGCAAAGCACAGGUUAAACUUAAUGCCCAGCUAACAUCUCAAUUUCUAUCAGAAAAUGUAAACAACCCUGAGGCCAUUGAAACAGCAAAUCGCGCACCUUUAACGCUUGUGAACCCCGUUGCAUCGAACAUGAUGGAUCUUCGACCGUGGAAAUCGAACGUGGGUAUGGCACCAACGUUUGUUGGUAUGAUUUACCUUGUCAUUUUGUCAUUCCAGAUUGUCAUGGCUGAAUAUAUGGGCCGAUUUGCCAUUCAACCAUAUUUGCAUUUUAAGGCGUUCGCUAUACUCCGUAUUGCUACGCCAAUGGUUGCUUCUUUCUUUGUUUCUGUCAUGAUCUCUCUCCUCAAUAUUCCCUUCGAUCUUCCAUUCGACGCCAUGUUCACUUAUGGUGCUGGUUUUAUGGUAUAUUGGAUGUGCACACUGUGUGGCAUUGUUGUUUUCAUGCUUUGCUUGGAGUCCGUGAUCACCGUCACUACUCCCAAGUUCAUCGGCGUAUUCCUUGUUCUUUUCAUCAUCUCCAACGUGAGCGUCAGUAAUUCAGAACUCAAACUUCAGCCCAGCUUCUAUUUGUAUGGAUAUGCCAUGCCAUUUUACAAUCUUCGUCGGAUCUAUCUUGCUAUUAUGUUCAAUGUCGGCGAACGACUGAAAAUUUUGAAAUACAUUGGUAUCAUUUGGGCUUGGAUAUUCGCCGUUGCGGCAUCAUUCGCUCUCAUUAUUUGGUCCGAGUACCUUAAACGCUUCAAAGCACACAAAAAGUCACUUGAACAAAACAAAUCACCUUAG